UACACUGAUCAUCAGUGCCCUGAUGAUCAGUGGCACUGAUGAUCAGUGUAGCCCCAGCAGUGCCAACUUUCAGGGUCCAUCAAUGCCAGCUGUCAGUGCUCAUCAAUGCCACCUGCCAAUGCCCAUCAGUGCCACAUAUCAGUGCCACCUAUCAAUGCCAGUCAGUGCCACCUAUCAGUGCUGACAGUCAGUGCCGCCUAUCAGUACCAGUCAGUGCUGCCUUUCAGUGCCCAUCAGUGAUGCCGGUCAAUGCCCAGUGCCACCUACCAGUGCCUCCUCAUCAGUGCAGCCUAUCAGUGCCCAUCACUGCAGCCUCAUUAGCGCACAUCAGUGAA
Staurois parvus is the source of this 335-nucleotide messenger RNA. The record is from the annotation of a GenBank genome assembly. Lineage: Eukaryota; Metazoa; Chordata; Amphibia; Anura; Ranidae.